Gongylonema pulchrum is the source of this 906-nucleotide messenger RNA. The record is from the annotation of a GenBank genome assembly. Lineage: Eukaryota; Metazoa; Nematoda; Chromadorea; Rhabditida; Gongylonematidae.
AUGGCUGAUUUUCUGUUUCGGGUUGCUUUCUUCACAGGACUUCUCGGAUUUCGUGCAGCCGUUGCUCAUCCUGAACUUGAUGCAAUCACGUUGCUUUCUCUGGCUUGGUGCAUCUCGGGCUCGGUUCCAUCGCUCGGUUCCUUCGGCUCGGCUCCAUCGCUGGGUUCCUUCGGCUUGGUUCCAUCGCUGGGCUCCUCAGGGGCUCGGUUUGACCCCAUCGUUGAUUUUUCAACCUGGGUAACAUCGUUGGUUUUUCCGGGCAUAAUUCCAUCGACAUUCUUUUUCGGCCGAUUUCCAUCACUCAUUCUUCCUGGCCUGGACAAAGCACUCUUCGCUCCUAGCAGGCUGGGUGGAGCAGCACACUGCAUUGCUGAAUCGAUCGGUAGCAGAAAAAGCAGCAACAAACAGAGCCUGAGAUGCGCUUUUUGCAGUUGCGCAUGCCUGGUGGCUAUAUCACGCUACGACGCACAACCGUUAUUUUGGCGCAGUCGUGCUGCAGAACCAGAAGAGCAAUGCGAACCGGUUGAAAAUCUGCAAAAUGGCCUUGUUGUUCCUCGAGCUGCCGACUUCAUAAUGUUGAGAAGUGGUAAGGCGCGUGCUGCAGCUUCCGUUGGAUCGACGCCUCGAACCUCACUAAGAUCUGGACACGGAUCAGUUGGUGAAUCGGAUAUAGUCAUCUGCUCACAACGAGUACAGGAAAUGAUACAGCGACUGGAACGAGUGCUUCUUGCAUUUGAUAUGGUAAAGAAUCGAUCGGAGAAAGACAGCAAACGAGCAGAAUUGUUGUCCUCCGUAGUAGACAGGUUAAGAAUUUUGGGAACCGAUAUUACGAGGAUAGCACAGGAAUGUGGCUAUGAAAAAGAUGCGCUAUCAAGUGAAGAUACGUGUAAGUUCAUUGCUAAAUAA